Molecule: messenger RNA, 1800 nt
Organism: Ornithodoros turicata
Lineage: Eukaryota; Metazoa; Arthropoda; Arachnida; Ixodida; Argasidae
Exons: 2
Coding region: 1-1800 (599 amino acids)
Biological process (GO): DNA integration
Molecular function (GO): nucleic acid binding
Source: RefSeq, a predicted model, not a curated record
AUGUACGAAGUACAGCUAACGGAUGACAGGCAACGCAGAGCGCAUGCUGACCAUUUGAAAGUCAGAUUAACCUCAGCAUCCGAGUCGAUUCAACCCUUGCCCUGGCCAGAGAAGGACACAACGACAGCGACACCAGAGAAGCCAGCCCAAGAACAGGUUGUUCUCAGGCCACCGCGGUACCCUGAAAGAAACCGCAAACCUUCGUCGCGGUACGUCCAAUCUUCAAGGGAGGAAUGUAGUGGACUGAGCACGAGGAAGAUUAUGAAGAUGAUGAGGACGAUGAAGACGAACUCGCGCUCUUGCCCAGUAAACUGGCUAUUUCUCCUGCUGCCUGUCUUCGACUCUUUUCUUCACGUCGCGACAACUGAUGACCCGAACGUGAAGAUAUUCACCACAGAUAUUCGACACCUCCCUGGCACCAGCAACGUCGCAGCGGACGCUCUCUCACGGGCACGGAUUUCCGCCCUCACGUUUCCGACCACUGUCGACUACGCUUCAAUUGCGCAAGCUCAAGACCACGAUGCUGCCAUCCAAGACCUCAUUGCUUGUCCACAAUCUCUGUCCAUCCACAAAAUUCCCUUCCCUGGAACGCCUUACCAUUUGCUGUGCGACGUUUCCACCGGCAGCCCACGACCCCUCAUUCCGCAGGAUUUUCGACGACACAUCUUCGACGUUUUUCACUCCCUGCACCACCCAGGAAUCAAGGCCACUCAAAAGCUCAUUGCGGCUCGCUUUGUCUGGCCCUCGCUGAACCGAGACGUCCGCGAUUGGGCCCGCCUAUGUUUGGCCUGUCAGCGCUCAAGAGUUCAGCGCCACACACUUUCGCCUCCAUCACCGUUUCCUACACCCGAUGCUCGUUUCCGUCAUGUUCAUCUGGACCUGGUGGGUCCCCUUCCCCCAUCUGCCGGCAAAGCCUACCUUUUCACCUGCAUUGACCGCUUCACCCGCUGGCCGGAAGCCAUUCCCAUCGCCGACAUAACUGCUGACACGGUGGUGCGCGUUUUCCUCGACACUUGGGUGGCCCGCUACGGCGCGCCCGCUACGAUUACCACCGACAGAGGCCGCCAGUUCACCUCCCGUCUGUUCGCAGAGAUGUGCCGUUUUCUCGGCUCCCAACAUCGACAGACGACGGCUUAUCACCCUUGCGCCAACGGCCUCGUAGAACGGCUCCACCGCACUCUGAAGACCGCCCUGCGCUCACAUGACGACCCCAGCCACUGGGUGGAACGCCUGCCACUAAUUCUCCUUGGCGUCAGGGCUGCCAUCAAGACAGACGCCCCUGUCUCACCUGCUGAGAUCGUGCAUGGCGCGCCGUUAAGACUACCAGGAGAAUUCUUCGACCAUGCAACUCUCGCUCAACCCGCUCCUGACCUUCUUCACUACGCCACUCGCCUGCAGUCUUACUGUGCUGACUUGCGACCACUGCCCACACGGUCCUCUUCGUCCCGUCCCGUCUUCAUUCAUCCGGCUCUUCAUUCCGCAACCCAUGUGUUUCUGCGGCACGACGCGGUUCGUAGACCUCUCCAACCCCCGUACGACAGCCCUUUUCCCGUCCACUCUCGUCAAGCGAAGACCAUCACCAUUAGGCUUCCUAACCGGCUCGAGGUGGUCUCGGUGGAUCGUGUCAAGCCUGCCUUUUUGCCCGCCAUCACCCCGGUGCCCGAGCCUUCUCGUGCCUCGUCCCCCUGCCCGCCCUCACCGGUGCAUCCGUCACGUUCGGUACACUGGGCACCCGGCCUACCUUCUGUCCGUCUCAUACCUCGCCGGCAUACGGUCCAGGGAGGGGGUACCUGUAGCUGA